Molecule: messenger RNA, 4682 nt
Organism: Labeo rohita (rohu)
Lineage: Eukaryota; Metazoa; Chordata; Actinopteri; Cypriniformes; Cyprinidae
Product: DNA (cytosine-5)-methyltransferase 3B-like
Exons: 24
Coding region: 344-4291 (1315 amino acids)
Biological process (GO): negative regulation of transcription by RNA polymerase II
Cellular component (GO): nucleus
Molecular function (GO): DNA binding; DNA (cytosine-5-)-methyltransferase activity, acting on CpG substrates
Source: RefSeq, a predicted model, not a curated record
CUCUUUUAAGUUUUCGCGGUAAAAUGGACGAUGACAUGUGUGGACAAUUCUCCACAUAUUCUUAUCUUCCAAGUGUCGCUACUGAAUUGUCGACAUGCUAGUUGUCAAGACGUCUUCAUUUGAGAGGGCCUCGUUCUAAAACAGAUCAUCUUUUCGGCUAUGGAAAAAUGGUAGUGAAUGUAAAUAUCACAAAAGAGGAUCUUAGUGAGCUUUUGGACUGGCUCAGUGACAUACAGUCAAGUGGAGCACACCCGCUCAGAAACUGGAGCAGACGUUGGUAAACGGUAACAUCCUGAGCACAUUAGAUUUGUAGUUCAAAGAGUUUGUGAUCGCAGAGCUUAAAAUGGCUAAGAAGAGGAGACGUUCAUCAAGACCUGAACGGUCAACGUAUCCAAAACAGAAUGUGAACAAUGCUAAAAAGACAUCAAAUAAUUCUUUCUCUUGCAAUUCAGUCACAAUGUGUUUCAUCAAAAAGUAUGGAUCAUCUACCUCAGCUAAUGCUGGAUCAAACCUUACCAAUGGCAUGGACAAUCUAGUAUUAGGCCGAAAGUACUGGGAAGACAUGAUAGCCAUCUGCAGUCAGACUCCAUACUGUCUUUAUUUAUACCAUGGAGUGGAGCUUGAGGACAACAAAGAGGCCAGUGUGGUCUUGUUGGGCUUUUUUGACAAAGCGGCUGGAGAAAACAAGUUCAGACUGCUUGAUGUUCUUCAACCGGAGGAGACUGCUGAUGCCAUCUGUACCUGCAUUCUGGACAUGCUGAAGAAGUUCAGAAUACCUCUAAUAAACUUGGCAGUAUUUUAUUCAAAUUUCCCAGAUCAUGAAGAUCUUCUCUCAGGUCUAAAGUCGCUGAAACCUGAGAUUGUGUCUUUAUGUGGACUUACAGAUGUGGCAGGACAAUCGUGUCAUAGUGGUGUUGAGAAAAUGAAGUUUUCUGGCUUGAUUGUGAAUCUCAUCACAAAGAUCUACAAACACUUUCCAUCUUUCCCAGCUUCUCUACAGAUGUUACUUGAAGAUGUUGAUUUUUCAAACAUCAGAAAUGCCCUGACGUCCCAAUGCUCUCUCUUCUGGAGAAUCGUCCAGAAAAUGACUUUAGCUUGGUCAGAUCUUGAGAAAUACUUUGGAUCUUUGGAUACAGAUGAAAAAGAAAUCUGUCGUCAUCUCAGAGAUCCCAAAAUAAGACUCAACGUCCUGUUUCUAAGCCACGCUUUGCAGCCGCUUUGUGAUUUUCAGGAGAAUAUUGACCGAGGUGUCAGCGUGACACAGCUUCUCCAAGAUGCAUCUCAGUUAUUGAGAUUUUACACAGCAAGUUUCCUCAGACCAAAAACAGCAGAACUUUUCCAUAAGAGAGGAAAGACCUCGCUUGUACAGGACACAGUGGGACAUUUACCUAGACGAGAGGUUGAAGUCGGCAAACACGCUGCUGAUUUUCUCCAGCAACGCUCUGAGGAGUUAACUGAGUACUUGGAGACAUUUCACAGUUCCGUCAUCUCCUUCUACACGACUGUAACUGUUAAUAUUGUUGAACGUUUACCCUUCCCAGAGGCUUGUCUGAGAAACUUGCCAAUAGUGUUGAGUCCAGUAAAAAAGCUUGAGGUGACUGGCAAAAUAGUCCAAGAUUUAGGUGUCUGUUUUGGGGUUUGCCAAAGCCCUGAGAAUACCAGUUUACUCACAGAUGAGUUUUUGGAGUAUCAGUUCCUUGAUGAAGGUGACGCACACCCAGCUGACCAGUCAAUGGAGCAAUACUGGAAAACAGAGCUGAGGAUUAUGGGAAAGACAUCUAGUUUUGGGAAAUUAAUCAUGAGCUUGUUGGCUUUGCCCAGGACGUUGAAAAAAGAGAUCAUUUUUGAACAGAUGUUCCAACAAACUGAUUUGAAUCUGAAGAAGAGGAAAAUGGAGGACUUUAAGGAGAAGGACGUGGCUGUUGAAGAUGCUACAGACAGCAGCUCAUAUAAAAGUGCUCCAUCACAUCACAGCCCAGCGACUCAAGGGAGCAUCACACGCGGUGUCGUUGACUCAUGGGACGUGGAAAACAUUGUGCCAAUGGAAGUGGAGGAUACUGUGCUAGUCUCUUCUGAUUCAGAUACAGAAAGGCAAAAUGACACACAAGGGUAUCAUCCAAAUAUGCCCGAUGAUGGUGAUAGAGACAAGUACAGCAGCAGUGAUGAGAGUGACGAUUGCAGCAGUAGUGAUGAUGAUGAUGUCAUAUGGACUGAGAAAAGAAAAGGAACUAUCUUGCAUAACAAUGAGAAAACAAACAGUCCAUACCAGGGGAAUUACACAGUUGGUGACAUGGUUUGGGGGCCGAUUGAGGGUUUUGGUCUUUGGCCUGGACUGGUUCAGAGCUGGGACAGCAAGAAGCCUUGUGGCUCCAUGCGUAAAGUGAUUUUCUUUGGGAACAGGAUGCUGUCAGAGAUCCAAGUAGACGAUCUACUGCCCUUCUUUGCAUUUGCUAAGUGCUUCUGUUCUAAUUCUUUCGCUACAAAAGCAACAUAUAAAGAUGCGAUCUUCAAUUCUCUGCAGGUGGCUUCCAGACGCAGUAGAAUGUUUUUUUCCCCUGAGACGGACUCUAUGGAUGAGUUGUUCAGAGUCAUGCUGGACUGGGCCUUUGGAGGUUUUAAGCCAUCAGGUCCAGAUGGACUUCGACCUCAAUCAGAAUACAAUGAACAGGCUUUUAUGCCACGAUCAGUGAAUGGGAAUGUUGGAUCCUCUCCAAACAACAAAGACCAUCGAGAAAAAUUAUUUAACCUAACUGUAUCUCUGAAUAAACUCCCUGAAUCUCUGGACCUGCACGAAGGUUCGAUAAACCUUGGUAAAACGCAUGUUAACAGAAAAUUCAUGCAUCUGAAAUGGAAUCGGAGAUCCUUGCAGACUGUAAGAACUAGUCGAGGGCAGAAACGUACUUACUGGAAUAAGCAUUGGGAAAGUAUGCAGGUUGAGUCCAGACAGAACAGCCAAACAAGAUAUCAAAUGGUGCAGCAAUUUUUGGAAAACAAGAUAGACAUUGAAAAGUUCUGCUUAUCAUGUGGGAGUACAUUUGUUGACAUCAUCCACCCACUCUUCGAAGGCAGCCUGUGCUUGAAAUGCAAGUUUAAUUUCACGGAGACGCUGUACAGAUAUGAUGAAGACGGCUAUCAGUCAUACUGCACUGUAUGCUGUUGUGGCAUGGAGGUCAUUCUGUGUGGCCAUGGCAACUGUUGUCGCUGCUACUGUGUGGACUGUCUGGAUAUCCUAGUGGGUCAAGGGACAUUUGACCAGCUGAAAAAUGUGGACCCAUGGACGUGUUACCUGUGUGCACCUGAAAGCAGCUCUGGAGCCUUGAAGCCCAGGCAUGACUGGAGCAUUCGUGUGCAGGAAUUCUUUGCCAACAACAGCGCUAUGGAGUUUGAGCCCCAUCGAGUUUAUCCGUCAAUCCCUGCUAACCAGCGACGUCCAAUCAGAGUCCUUUCCUUAUUUGAUGGUAUAGCCACAGGAUACCUUGUCUUGAGGGAUCUUGGCUUCAAAGUGGAAAAAUAUGUGGCCUCAGAAGUUGAUGAAGAGUCUGUUACGAUCUCUAUGGUCAACCAUGAUGGGAAACUCACUCAUGUGAAUGACGUUAAAAAAAUAACGAAAAAGCAUAUUGAGAAAUGGGGCCCAUUUGAUCUUCUAAUUGGAGGAAGUCCUUGUAAUGACCUGUGCACAGCCAAUCCUAACCGAAAGGGCUUGUUUGAGGGCACUGGACGGCUGUUUUUCGAAUACUAUCGGCUCCUAAAUAUUUUGAAGCCGAAGGAGGAUGACCCACGGCCGUUCUUCUGGCUGUUUGAGAACGUGGUGUUAAUGGAAAACAAAGUUAAAACUGACAUUUGCCGCUUUCUGGAAUGUAACCCUGUGCUCAUUGAUGCUGUGAAAGUGAGUCCAGCGCACAGAGCAAGAUACUUCUGGGGGAACAUACCUGGCAUGAACAGACCAAUCGUAGCAUCUCAGAAAGAUAAACUGAGUCUUCAGGAAUGUCUGGACCCUGGCCGUACUGCAAAGUAUGAAAAAGUUCGUACUAUCACCACACGGCCAAACAUACUAAAACCAGGUGCUGAUGACCGACAUUACCCCAUCAUCAUGAAUGGGGAAGAUGACAGUCUGUGGAUCACUGAACUGGAGAAAAUAUUUGGAUUUCCGAAGCAUUACACAGAUGUGAAAAAUCUGGGACGUAUGCAGAGGCAAAGAGUGCUUGGGAAGUCCUGGAGCGUCCCUGUCAUAAGACAUCUUUUAGCACCACUGAAGGAUUACUUUGCUUGUGACGAGUUCCCUUUGAAGUGAACUGAAGUUUGUGGAUUUCUAAUCUUCAGGAGUGAAAAAGACUCAGGGACACAACAGUUUGUCAUUUUUCAUUGUUUUAACUAAAAUUAAUAAACCUGGUAAAUGUGUAUAGUGCUCUGUGAAGUGCCAAGAUAAUCUGGUUUUGGUUUGUCUUGAUUUAAGAACUAAGUUAAUAUUGACCAGUGACUGAAAUGAAAUAAGUGAAGUGUCUGUAUCAAAUAUUAGGAGAAUAAAAAUAACAUUCACUAUUGAACUUUUUUUUUUUUUUUUUAACUCGACAGAAGUCCUGGUUAUUCAGUGCUGUUAACGUAUGUGUAUUUUAUUGGAGUCUCCAUGGGAUUAAUAGUAUUUGGUUUGUUAUUUUUAAUAAAAAAAAAUUGAAAAAUCAUUU